AUGCAUUUUGGUCAUCGCAGGGUGCGUGCUAGGGCAUUGUUCCAGACGUUGAUUGACGGCAGCAAAAGUUUGUCGUUCCUCGACACGCUGUCCUUGUCUGGCCGGUUUGCCGAGGGCUUCAGGUUGCAUGGUAUCCGCGCCGGAGACUGUGUGCUUGCGCUAAUCCCGAACACUGCUGACGCCCUGGUGGCCACCUGGGCACUCACGUUUAGCGGCGUCACUGUCGUCUUCCCCAAUUCCCAACGAACUGACAACGAACUUCAACAGCAAGUGGAAGAAAGUGGAGUGUCGUAUGUCCUUACGUCUUCUGCCCACCUCAACACUGUACGGAACAUCGACAAACACCAUAAAAUAAAGGCGGUAAUCUUGACAGAUCGGAUAGACGGCUACGUCUCCCUCCUGGACUUCUUCGUCCUUCCGUGCGCCGAUGUGGAAGCCUUGUCUCCUAGUAACACAAGAGAAGCCACUGCCGCCAUCGGAUACACGUCAGGAUCCACAGGAGCCCCCAAGGGUGUGGUCUUGACGCAUUACAGCUACAUCGCCAGCAUCUGCACGUUCAGGGCUACGGAAGCAGUGGAUGAAAAAGACGUGACCCUCAUCCCACGGCACCUGACUUUAAUCAGCUCUUCUCGCACCGCACUAACGUUCCUGUGCCUCGGAGCCACCACCGUGAUAGGGCAGCCUGGGAAACCGGUGGACUGGCUCAUCUCCGCCUUCAAGCAGCACAAGGUAUCCUUCAUUAUAGCGACGCCGCAGCUGCUGCAUCAACUAGCUGAUUGCGCCCUUCGCAAUCACGCUGUUGUACCGUCACUGCGCAAGGUGGUCUCGAUAGGCUAUGGCCUUCCGGCAAGUAUACGCGCCACUGUUAAGCGAGCCUUCACACUCACCUGGCUGGGGUCGUGCUACGGGCUGACCGAGGCCUGUGGCGUCGUCGCCGGCUUCCUCGAUGGACAGUUGGCCUCCAGCAUUCUAGGCUAUCCAGGGCCACUGGUGCAGAUGAAGUAUGCAGACGGCAAAAAUGUAGAUAAGUAG
Molecule: messenger RNA, 1032 nt
Organism: Rhipicephalus microplus (southern cattle tick)
Lineage: Eukaryota; Metazoa; Arthropoda; Arachnida; Ixodida; Ixodidae
Product: luciferin 4-monooxygenase
Molecular function (GO): CoA-ligase activity
Source: RefSeq, a predicted model, not a curated record